This is a messenger RNA of Diaporthe citri, 1881 nucleotides long. RefSeq lists its product as uncharacterized. The transcript has a single exon. The record is from RefSeq and is a predicted model, not a curated record. The coding region runs from base 1 to 1881 and encodes 626 amino acids. NCBI's taxonomy places the organism in Eukaryota, Fungi, Ascomycota, Sordariomycetes, Diaporthales, Diaporthaceae.
AUGUACCAGGCACUGCAAUCGCCCAUCAGCCCUGGCGGGUGGGCCAAGGUCAACCGACGCCGCAUAUUCUCUUAUCCCUCCCUUGGCCGCUACUGCUUCGUCGCAUGCUGCCUCACACUACUCUUCUCCUCGCUGCUCCUUUUCCGCUCAUCUGAGACUGCCACUCGCCUCAUCCCCCCUUCUCUCUCAGAUAUUUCUCCGCCGUGGCGGAAACCUGCCACCGACUCCGAGCUGCUCGACAUCCUCUCCGACGCCGCCAGUGCAGGGCCCCACCCCAUCGACGAUCUCAUAGCAGAUGCCCGUCGCGCCCAGGAGGACCUGCUUAAGCAAAGGUCGACCGACCUGAGGAGUGCUGCCGCCCGUUAUCGUGUGCGCAGGGGCAGGCACCCGCCGCCCGGGUUCGACAAAUGGGCCGAGUACGCCCUGAAGCAUGAUGCCGUCAUCGUGGAGAAGUUCUUCGAUCGCAUCUACCAUGACCUUCAGCCCUUCUGGGGCCUCGACGCCAGGGAUACGGCCCGCAGGGCUGCUACGUCGGAGCAUGUCGUGCGCGUGAGGGACGGGAAGGCGAUGGGGGUUGGGGAUACCGAGGGCAGGGUGCCUUGGUUGCAGCUCUGGACGGAUCUGGUCAAGGAGGUUGAGCAGUUCCUGCCAGAGGUUGACAUGCCUAUCAACUACAAGGAUGAGAGCCGGAUACUGGUGCCCUGGGAGGAGAUCAACGACCUAGUGGAGAAGGCAAGGAUCUGGAGGAAGGUCAUACCAGUUGAGGACGUCAUCAAGGACUACAAGGGGCUGUCGUGGAUGCACAUCGACAAGGAGCUUCAUGCCUAUCAACCGCAGUGGAUCACCCAGGACUCGCCAAAGUACUGGGACCUGGCCAGAGUUACCUGCUCACCAGACUCCCCGGGCCGCAACGUCAGCGCACUGACCGACUUCUCCUUGCCACCUGCUUUCCCCGAGGACUGGGCUCCAGAGUAUAGCGAGAACGGCUACGUCAAGAAUUUCACUGCCGCCUCCGAUCCCUGCCUGCAGCCCCACCUCCGCGCCCUGCACGGCACCUUCAUCGAGCCGCUCAGCCUGUCCACGACCAAAGAGCUCAUUCCCAUGUUCGGCGGGAGCAAGCUGCCCAUGAAUAACGAGAUCCUCAUUCCAGGCGCCAUGUAUCUCACCGAGGACCCCUUCUACUCAGGCGGCGCGUCCCAUGGCCCGACCUGGGACAAGAAGACCACCAGCAUCACCUGGCGCGGCGUCGCAAGCGGGGGCCGGCAUAAGGAGAGCAACUGGAUGCACUUCCAGCGCCUGCGCCUCAUCGAGAUGCUCAACGGCACCACCGUGUCCAACAUCGAGCGGAACGGGGCGAGGGCCAUGACCUUUGACAUGCCCCCGCUGCACACGUACGACUUCCCGCGGCGGCGCGAGGGCACGCUGGGCCAGUGGCUGUCGGAGCACUCGGACGCGGGCUUCAACCACCUGAUCUGCUUCCCGCGCGACGGCAACUGCACGUACCUGGCGCCCUACUUCCGCGAGGUCGAGUCCAAGCCCAUGGCCGAGCAGUACGUCAACAAGUUCAUGCCCGACGUCGACGGAAACUCGUUCAGCGCGCGCUACCGCGGCCUGCUUCUCAGCAGCUCCCUGCCCAAGAGCACCGUCUACGCCGAGUGGCACGACGACCGCCUCCAGCCGUGGCUGCACUUCGCGCCCAUGGACAACACCCUGCAGGACCUGUACGGCAUCCUCGACUACUUCACGCGCGACGAGAAGGGCGACGCCGCCGCGAGGAUGAUCGCCGAGACGGGCAAGAGCUGGAGCGAGAUGGUGCUCAGGAGGGACGACAUGCUGCUGUACGUGUGGAGGCUCUUGCUCGAGUUCGCCCCGGGUCUGUGA